Photinus pyralis (common eastern firefly) is the source of this 860-nucleotide messenger RNA. RefSeq lists its product as uncharacterized. The record is from RefSeq and is a predicted model, not a curated record. The transcript has 4 exons. The coding region runs from base 8 to 421 and encodes 137 amino acids. NCBI's taxonomy places the organism in Eukaryota, Metazoa, Arthropoda, Insecta, Coleoptera, Lampyridae.
AAUUAUUAUGUUGAUGUUUAGACUAUUAAGCUUUGCUGCUGUGCCUGGCAUAAUUUUUCCGAUGUUCGAUUAUAGAAACGAGUUUGAAAAUUUUCAAGUAGGUCUUCUAUUUGUUAUCGCGUAUGCUGUUUGGAAUUUUGGGUCUACUAUAACGCUGAUUAUUGCAUUGAGAGGACUGUAUAAGAAUGAUGCAGGUCUGCUGUUUCCAAAUUUGGUUGUGAUGCCAAUGGAGAUCAUUCUAACCGUUGUGUCUGGCAUCGUUCUUCCUCUUGGCGCAGGGAUACCACUCUUUGCUUUGUAUUUGUUGGUUUCAUUUGUCCACAUUUAUCAUUUCAUGUGUGUUUACAGUUUGUAUAAAAAAUUUAAACGUGAAGAAACUGUUACUCCAGCUAAUGCACGGAAUUUAAUUAAUUCUGUGUAGGAUCUUCUUCACGAAUUCAUUUAUUUGUGUUUCAGGAUUGUUUUGACUAACUCACUUUCAUUUUUAAUGUAAUGAAUUUUUUUGUGUUCUAGAGUUAUUCUUAAGUUUAUGUAUACGUUGUCAUUCUAUCCUGGUAUUUAAAGCUAAUCGUUAUGUAUAAAUUGUACAUUAUUAUGUUGUGUAUGUUACAAACAUUGCGACCGAUGUAUAGUUGUUGUUUCACUUCACUUCAUCAUGACAUUUGUAGUACUUUUUAAAGUAAAUAGUUUUUCACGAAACUGGAAAAAUCCAAAAUCCCUACCAUGAUCACACUUUCACACAGAACAUGCGGAAGAGUUCGUUCGCUCAACUCAUGCAAAGCCGUAAUAGUAAAAACUCGACCUCAUCGAUGAUCGCUGUUGGAGGGAAGAUUUUUUGCUUGCGCAGACAGGCAGAUGAA